UGGACCCCGAUGCGCCAGGCCUCGCGCGGUGCAGCCGGCCCCGAAGGUGCCCUGCAGUGACCCUCGGGCACUCGGCUUGCGCCCGGCCGAGGACGAUGAAAGCCGCCGCCGCUGCCGCCGCCAACCCCUGGGACCAAGAGCUGGAACUAGACAAUGAGUUACAAGGCACUAAUAGUUCUGGAUCGUUGGGUGGUCUUGAUGUGCGAAGAAGAAUUCCUAUAAAGCUCAUCUCCAAGCAAGGGAACAAAGCUAAGGCUGCACCUCGAACUCAGAGGACUAUAAACAGGAUGCCUGCAAAGGCUCCACCUGGUGAUGAAGAAGGUUUUGAUUAUAAUGAAGAAGAACGGUAUGACUGUAAAGGGAGUGAGCUGUUUGGAAAUCAGCGAAGAUUUCCUGGACAUCUUUUUUGGGAUUUUCAGAUAAACAUCUUAGGUGAAAAGGAUGAUACACCAGUUCAUUUCUGUGACAAAUGUGGAUUGCCUAUUAAAAUCUAUGGGAGAAUGAUUCCAUGCAAACAUGUCUUUUGCUACGACUGUGCUAUAUUACAUGAAAAAAAGGGAGAUAAGAUGUGUCCAGGUUGUAGUGAUCCUGUGCAGAGAAUUGAACAGUGUACACGAGGUUCUCUCUUCAUGUGUAGCAUUGUUCAAGGGUGCAAGAGAACAUACUUAUCUCAGAGAGACUUACAGGCUCAUAUCAACCACCGCCAUAUGAGAGCUGGAAAACCUGUUACGCGGGCUUCACUUGAAACUGUUCAUCCUCCUAUUGCUCCACCACCAACUGAAAUCCCUGAUCGUUUUAUAAUGCCUCCAGACAAGCACCAUAUGAGCCAUAUUCCACCAAAGCAGCACAUCAUGAUGCCACCACCUCCUCUGCAGCAUGUGCCACAUGAGCACUAUAACCAGCCACAUGAGGAUAUUCGUGCUCCUCCAGCAGAAUUGUCUAUGGCUCCACCUCCACCUCGUUCGGUCAGUCAGGAAACCUUUCGUAUUUCAACGAGAAAAAUCAGCAAUUUAAUAACUGUCCCUAUUCAGGAUGACUCAAAUUCAGGUGCUAGAGAACCACCACCACCUGCCCCAGCACCUGCUCACCAUCAUCCUGAAUAUCAGGGUCAACCAGUGGUAUCGCACCCGCAUCAUAUUAUGCCUCCACAGCAACAUUAUGCACCACCCCCACCACCACCUCCACCAAUAAGCCAUCCAAUGCCACAUCCUCCCCAGGCUGCAGGUACGCCUCACUUGGUUUAUAGCCAAGCACCACCUCCACCAAUGACCUCUGCUCCACCACCAAUAACCCCUCCCCCUGGACAUAUUAUUGCCCAGAUGCCACCUUAUAUGAACCAUCCUCCUCCAGGACCUCCCCCACCUCAACACGCUGGUCCACCUGUAACUGCACCCCCUCCUCACCAUUAUAAUCCUAACUCUUUACCCCAGUUCACUGAAGAUCAAGGAACUUUGAGCCCUCCAUUUACACAACCAGGGGGAAUGAGUCCUGGUAUAUGGCCUGCACCAAGAGGGCCACCACCUCCACCACGAAUGCAGGGUCCACCUUCUCAGACCCCACUUCCUGGACCACAUCAUCCAGAUCAGACAAGAUAUAGACCGUAUUAUCAAUGAUAAUAGUAUUUUGAACUGAAGAUAUGGUAGGGGGAAGAACUUAAUGUAUAGUCAAUCUUUUAAGCUUUGACUGGGGAAGGAAAAGAGCACCCUUACUGAGGUAACUGUAAAACACAUAGGGUCUUGUCUCUUAAAAAUCGUUCUAAAUCUUCACUUUAGAAUUGAUUUCGAGUACUAUACAUAGUGCAGAGAAGUGACUCAAUUGAGCACAGCUAUAUUUUAACAACUUUAUUCCCCUAAUGUGGUAAAAUGACCCAGAGGCAACAGUUUGUGAAAGAAAAAAAAAAUUUUUUUUUGAAGAAAAAUUUCGUUGUUCCAGUUUCCAAGGUAUCAUUUUUGUUAAACCCAAUGUUUAGUUUUUCUUGUUAUAAUUUUGUUAACCUGUGUAAAAGGAUUAAAUUUCAGUAUGGUUGUACAAAUGCUAUUUUUAUGUGAAUUUAAGUGCAGCCACUGUUUUUUAAAACAUGUUUUACCACUAAUUUCCCAAAGUUACAAUAAAACCCUAAAAGUAAAGAUCUAUUAGAUUUUACUUCAAGACAGACUGUUAAAUGGUAGAGAAUUAUUUCAUAUUUUAGGCACUGAAAUUUUGAGGUAUAUUAACAUAAUGCACUUCACUUGGAUGCCUUCAUACAUAGGCAGCCUCAGGAGCACCAAAAUACAUUGCAGUUCUGGUACUAAGACAUUCAUGUUUGUAAUAUUAAAAGGUAUAACUAAUUAUUUGGAAGAUGUGGCCAAAGUAUUUGACUCUACAGUCUACAAGCUGUUGGGAAAUACUGUUACUAAUUACAGUUUAUCAUGUUUUUUACUGAAUGGGUAACAUUUCCUGAUGCACCACACUUAUUAAUCCUAAGUAACAUUUUUUAUUAGAACUGUUUGGUGUUAUACAUGAAGUGUGUUCUACUCUGCUCGUUGUAUUAAGCUAAGUAGACUUUAUGGAAUUCCUUAUUUCACAGUAGAGUUUGAUCCUGUACUUGGUUUUGCUUAUUGGCCAUUUUCUUUAAAAAUUCUAAUUAUUUUUCAUUCCUUUUAUUGGUUAAGGAGUCUAAAACUUGGAAUAUUUUAGCAUGGAGUCAGCAGUGAAGAUCAUCAGAUAUUUUAAAUUGAAGAGAAGUGUAAUGACUAAAUUGUGAAUUUCAGUGCUUUGUAAGGUGCCUUUAGUCAGCUUUUGCAUUAUAGGGGCUCAUUACUGUCCAACUAAGAUGACCACUUACAGUUUAUACAAAACUCAUGUAUAAAUUAACAUUUGGGCGAUAUUAUUAUAUAUCCUUUGAAUAAACCCCUGUGAAGUAUUUCCUCCCCUCUAAAAUGGUGCAUAAUAUAAACAUGAAAUGUGUAGUAUGCAGAUAUCAUUUAUGAAAUAGUUUGUAGUGUAUAAAUUUAUAAUACUUUUUGACAAAGGUUUAACAGAUUGCUAAUUCACCAUUUUAUUCUGUUAGGUACAGGCAAAACAAGUUUAUCAUCUUAGAUAAUUAGAUACAGAGUCAUCUAUAAACUUAAGAGUUGAAGUUAGAAAUGGCCAUUUUACCCUUUACAGCCAAAAACAACUGAUACAUCUUUUUUAAGUGUCGUUUUUUUCUCUCACACCUAGCAGUUUAAGUAAUGCAAUACUUCUAGUGAGAAAUUCUUGUAUUAGAAGCAUGGGAGUGAAAUAGUGUGAAAUAUUGGUGACGAGUGCUUCUAUCAUAUUACUGUAGGUACUUGGACUGGUGCAAACUUGAUUCCCUUUCACGCCCUUUUAAGGAGCUGUUAAAUUAAUAUUACUGUUAAAAAUUCAGUAUCAUUCUUUCAUAUGAUUAAAAAAAAAUAGCCAAAUUCACUUUUGAGCUUGUAAACUCUGAAGAGCUCUCCUAUUUUUUUGUUUGUUUGUUUUUGUUUUUUUCUUAACUGAAGGUCCCUAUAGUUGAAGGUGAUGUGACACCACUUGGCCUAUAUAUUGGACAAAAAGAAAAAUCAUGGUAAAAUUCCACAUGUAAAGAAUUUUUAGGCUUUUUAAAAAAAUGAUUUAUUUUUGGUUAGGUUUAAGAAAUAACGAAGGGAGGCAGAUCAGUUAUUGUGUUGUAGCAGAUAAACUUUGAAUGGUGUUAGACUUGAAUUCGUCCAGUUAUUAUUUGAAUGCGGGUGGGUGGGUAGAAGAUUACAGAAUUACUGUUAGUGUUUCUUUCCUUAAGGAAAAAAGAUGUGAAUCCCAGCCUUUUUUCAGGGAAGCCUUUGAAGCUAUGAUGGACUUAAGUCUAAGUUAAAUGUAUGUAUGUUUCAUUAUAUUGCUCUUAAGACUACUGAGGUGGCAGUUUAAUUCUUAAAAACAAUAAAAUGGAAGCAUAAAUACUA
This is a messenger RNA of Sorex fumeus (smoky shrew), 3941 nucleotides long. RefSeq names its product Cbl proto-oncogene like 1 (gene CBLL1). Gene Ontology annotation, molecular function: ubiquitin protein ligase activity. Gene Ontology annotation, biological process: protein ubiquitination; regulation of cell adhesion. Lineage: Eukaryota; Metazoa; Chordata; Mammalia; Eulipotyphla; Soricidae. The record is from RefSeq and is a predicted model, not a curated record. The transcript has 6 exons. The coding region runs from base 96 to 1613 and encodes 505 amino acids.